UCUUUUUCUUUAAGCUGAUUACAAAUUCACAAUUGACAGCCGGUGGAUCCGAGGUAGCCAAAGUGAGCAUACAAAUUCAGGGGCAGAACCGUCUUUCCGGCCACGGUCGUCCAUCGGUUUUAGGCCGACCCCCCAGAGCGGCAGAGCCCGCCCCCUCUUCCGUCCCAAGUCCCAACUCCCAAGUGGCCAAGUCCCAACCCGACGUCCGACGACCCCCACCUCUCCUUCUCCUCGCUCCGACACCUACGCACAUACAGUACGUACGUGCUAACCGUGCUUUUACCGCGCGGGAUGGGCGCGAAGGGGAUGGCGACGGCGGCGGGGACGGCGGUGCUGCUGUACCUGGUGCUGUCAGGCCGGCUCUGCGGGGACGCCGCCGGCGACGGCGGCGCCCUGGAGGACCAGCUGAUAUCGUCGGCCCUGGAGGCUCGGCGACGAAGGAAAGAGGACACCAGGGCGCGGCGGGAGCAGCGGCGUGCUCCGCCUCCGUGCACCAAGCGGCGGUGGCCGGAGCGCCCCCCGGACGGGUGGGGCGAGGCGGCCGCCUUGACCGCGCGCACUGUGGGCUUCACCUGGGCCGAGACGCUCGGCAAGUGGACCCUCGGGGAGGUCGCCUUCGGGAUCAAGUACUAUAUGCGGCAGCAGGGUAAUCUGCAGCAUGAGUAUGCUGGAAGUGAUUCUGUGCUACUGGAUGGGGCUGAGGUGAGGCAGGUACUGAUUUCGCUGCUCAGAUAUCUGAAGCAGUGCAUGUAUUUCUCGAAGAAGCCAUACAACGUGUUUUUGGAGUAUGGUGGUUAUGGCCAUAAUGACGUGCUUAUAAGAAAGCCUAAGGCGAGGCUCUUGAAGCCAGCUUUCACAAUUGUUCGAGACAGAAGUAGCCAAUGCUUUCUCCUUUUCAUCAGGGGGGCUAUCAGUGUUAAGGAGCGGUUGACAGCAGCAACAGGCACAGAGGUUCCAUUCCAUCACGUUGUGGUCCAGGAAGGUCGUGUUUCCAACCUAGUGUUGGGCUACGCCCACUGUGGAAUGGUUGUAGCAGCUCGAUGGAUUGCAAGGCAAGCCAUUCCUGGCCUGAGUAAAGCAAUCGAGCAAUUCCCAGAAUAUGAGGUUAAGGUCAUUGGCCAUUCAAUGGGAGCUGGGAUUGCAACAAUACUAACAUACAUCCUACGCGAGAAUGAGAAGCUGUCAUCAUCUACUUGUAUUGCAUUUGGGCCAGCUGCUUGCAUGACAUGGGACUUGGCUGAGUCGGGUAAAGACUUUGUUACCACCAUAGUUAACAGAAACGACCUAGUGCCAUCUCUUGGCAUAGUUUCUGCUGCCAAGCUUCGUAUAGAGGUUAUGUCAUCGUCUUGGGCACAUGACCUUGGCAGACAAAUUCAGCAGACUAGGUUCUUAGGUUUUGUGAACCGUUCUGUGAGUUUCAUAAGAUCCCAUGUGCCCUUUGUCUCUGAUCCAAGAUCUAAGGUUGUGGAUGUAGACAUGCUGCAAUCCCAGAGUCCCGAGGCUGGGAGUAAGCCUUCAGCAGAUACUCAUGCUGUGGUGAAGAAACGCCCUGCACUAGUUUGCUGGUCAUAUGUGGCUACACCCAAUCCCAAACAGAGUAUGGAAUCGUCAAUACAAAUGCAGGGCACGGAAGUCCAAACCGACACUGCUGUCGAAACUGAGAAAAAUUCUGAAGCGGCAGCUGCUGAGCUAGUCUCAAUCCAUCUUGGUGAACUGAACAUUCAAGAAUCAGACAAGGACGAUGACAAGAGAGGGGAAAAGGGUUCAGAAACAGAUGAAGAAGAGACCAUGGAGAUUCUAGAGUCCUUGGCCGACGAGAAGCACAUGCCAUCAUCGUCAAGCUUUGCUCAAGAGCCACAGCAGCUGUACCCCCCAGGGAAAAUACUGCACAUGGUUGGAUUGGCAGCAGCGGAAGUGGCAACCACAAGUCAGCAAGGAGCCCAGGAGGAGGUCGUCGCCCUGUAUGAGACACCCCGGCAUUUGUACAGUAAGAUUCGCCUGGCGAGGUCCAUGAUAGGAGAACAUUACAUGCCCAAGUACAUCAAGACAAUGGAGAAGCUGAUACACAAGCUUGCAGAGGACCAGCUGGACUCUUUGUAGCAUCAACAGUGUGUAUAGGAUAAUUAUUGUACAGAUCAUGAAAAUGAAAAUCAUUCUUUCAGAUUGCUUGUGCGUAAUGGUGGUUUGGAAUUGGUCUGUUUAUCUGCUGUCAUUUCACUUUGGUAGGCACCCCACCCCAGGAAGAGCUCAAAGAGCUGACCCUGGUGAUGGUCUCUGUAAUUUUAACAGAAGCAGUUUUCUUACAUGUGAAUAUUAUUAUCUGGUAUCAUUAGGUGAGGACUAACAAUGUUUAUA
Messenger RNA from Zea mays, 2355 nucleotides. RefSeq names its product Mono-/di-acylglycerol lipase N-terminal. Gene Ontology annotation, biological process: lipid metabolic process. Bases 292 to 2100 code for a protein of 602 amino acids. The record is from RefSeq and is a predicted model, not a curated record. Lineage: Eukaryota; Viridiplantae; Streptophyta; Magnoliopsida; Poales; Poaceae. The transcript is spliced from 7 exons.